This is a messenger RNA of Fusarium pseudograminearum CS3096, 1839 nucleotides long. RefSeq lists its product as uncharacterized. The transcript is spliced from 3 exons. The record is from RefSeq and is a predicted model, not a curated record. Bases 1 to 1839 code for a protein of 612 amino acids. NCBI's taxonomy places the organism in Eukaryota, Fungi, Ascomycota, Sordariomycetes, Hypocreales, Nectriaceae.
AUGGCUCCCGGCUGUUUGCUGCUUGAUUCCGCGUUUGCCGUGACUCUGAAAAACGUGCUGCAAGAUGCCAUCGAGCGAUUGAUGUCACCUCGGGCUUCGCCUUUCGCUGCGCUAGACAGGCUGCUGAUUUCGAACAACCUUAUCGAGGUGUCGGUCAGAGAGAGCGACGUGCUCCUUCAUUGCCAUCUCCUGGAGCACUUUGUCGCUAUUAGAUCAAAGAUUGAUGCAUGGGCAGAUAAACAUGCAAUUGAUGAGGGCGCAGCUUGGACCUGUUACAUCAACGCUGGCAUUCGUCGACUGACACAGUGGUUCGAGGCCGCGCUUUCCGGCCUUGUCGAUCUCAAUACUCAUAUCCCUCCACUGGAUGUUCUUCUCGUAUGGCAUGCGUUUCUUCAAGACCCAGUCCAGUGGAAAAGGUUUACCGACAAGACUGAAGUCAAAUUCUCUGGGUGGAAUUCCGAUGCCUUGUCGAGAGCCCUACAGAAUGACGAGUCCGGAGAGUUUCGUCCCUCGUGGGAUUGCAUGAACAAGAUCAACCGAGUGUAUAGUCACGAGGAUGUUCGUACUUUCAUGGAUAGUUCAAUUGACUAUGUCUUUAACCGAGAAGACGGCAACGACACUACCACGCAAGCAGUGACUCGCCUAUUCGACAGCAAGCGAUUGUCACAUAAAAUCACAACUCUAAAUGGCGAAUGGAACUUCGCUUACAACUUCCAUUCAGCUGCCCAACGCCAGCUCGACUUGGCAGAGCAAGUCCUCAAAUUCUCCUGGCAUCGGAUGUACACGUCUCCCCUAGACAACGAAUGGGGGCUGAGGGCUGCUGUCAAACGCUAUAGGAGACUCAUGACUCUAGCGCAGUUCCGAGGGCCAAUCGAGCAACUGGAACUUGGGAUGUUGGGUUGUUCGGGCGUCACGUAUCUUGACAUCGACCUUGUAUGGAGAACCCACAUACUUGCGCCCCGAGAGUACCGUUGGUUUUGUAACGAGACAUUCGGAGGACUCGUGCUCAACAUUCCAAGCCCCCCUGGUAUCCACGGACCAGAAACUGUCUUCCUCGAUGAUACAUCUCAGAUUUACGAGCACGUCUUCGGAGAAGAGUAUGCUGUGUGCCUUUGCUGGCCAUGUGUCGAUGGGCGCCGAGCCGACAACCCAGGCCCGUGGAACUUAAAAUGGUUCACCGGACCAAUACCCACGACACCGAUAUCAGAGGAGAUCGACCGUCGUCGAAACGCAGCUGUGGACAUUCCUCUCGCAUUCGGUAGCAAACAAUGUCGCAAAUGUGGCUCUCAUCCACGGAGACAAUGUCUGAAGAAGGACGUUGAGGAAAAUUUAGAACAGGAGCCACUGCUCCUUGGGCGCUCCAGCACUGAUUGCGUUCUAACGCCGACGGUACCAGUCGCCGCUCAUGGUCGAAUUGAGCGUCUUACUGUUCCAUUCAGAGAUCUGGAAGUUUCUCCGCUCCGUUCUGAAACCCUUGGCGAAACCCCUUCACGGUCGUCCGUCCCAUCAGCAAACUUCGAAACUUCAGAACCGACCCUUUGGGACACGGACAGAAACACAAUCGUGGAGUCCCUAGACAAUGACGGGAGAAGGCCUCUAACCCCUGGUCUCUCAGAUGGAUCUACAUGCUCUGAUGACAGUAUUGAUGACAGUACUGCUGACAGUGCUGAUGACAGUACUGAUGAAGCCGCUUACAGUAACUACAUUCUCGAAAGAUGUGCAAACGUGCACCGGAUACCUCCCCUGGAGCGCGCAUUCGCUCUCCCCACCAACAACAGGAAUGCCGAUGCGACGAGAGAUGGCCCACGAGGCAGAUCGCGAAUUAGCAGAGCAGGAUGA